AUGACCAACAUAUACAGACAGAAAUCAUGCCUUCAGAGUGUCGGAGGUCGAGGUUGGCUCCAAGGUGUCGAUCUAAUCUCCGAAACAACAGGCAGACCUCUCGCUCGGCAUUUUGGUGGCGUGCAAUAUGCACAAGCUCCGACUGGGGAUCUUCGGUUUCGUAGGACAAGAGCUUUACCACCCGACUUCAGCUACGGGAGUGAGCAAACACCCUACGCAUACAGAUCAGACUGCCAUGUGUGUCCGCACCCCGACUGGCCUGGUGUUCUGGCCCCAGCGGACAAGACACGGUGGAGCGAAGAUUGCUUGAGGGCCAAUAUCUGGGUGCCAUCAGGUACACCACCGUCAGGAGGAUGGCCUGUCUUCUUUUUCAUUCACGGCGGGUUUCUGCAAUUUGGAAAUCCUAAUAAAGCUGCGGGCAUCGUUGCGCAAAUGUUCGAAGAGACAUCGCUGAAAGCUAUUGUUGUCAUGCCGGGAUAUCGCCUAAACCUGCUAGGAUUUCUCACAAGCCAUGAACUUCAUGCUGAGGCACAGGUGGACAGUGAGAGUGCUGGGAAUAUGGGUUUCUGGGACCAGAGGACAGCACUCGAAUGGACUGCAAGCAUCGUCCCCUUCCUCGGUGGAAAUCCUGACAACAUUACUGUGGGCGGCUACUCUGCAGGAGCUCACUCUGUGUUCCAUCAACUUUCACAUGAUCUGUACUUACCAAGAUCUCGGUCGCUCAUCAAACGCGCAGUCAUGUGGUCGAACGGUACUGGAAUCCAACCGAAGAAUAUUCACGAACACCAAAUCGCGUUCGACGAGCUUUUGUCGAAGCUUCAGAUCUCGAAAUCGACUUCAAGCUCUGAAAAACUGAAGAUCCUACGCCAGACACCAGCCACUGACCUGAUAGAUGCUCUCGAACAAAUGAGUAACUCCCAAUUCAGAGGAUUCUCGGACAACGACUUCGUGAUUCAAGACCUGAUAGCCAGUAUCAACACUGGAGACUAUGGCAGGCGUAUGAAGGAACGAGAGAUAAAACUACUGAUUGGGGAAUGUCAAGACGAGCACAACCUCUACCGAGCCUGGAAAACACCAAAGAACUCAUGGAAAGCAGUCUAUGAACGACUCCUCGAGGACUAUCCCGCACCAACCGUCGAUCGAACUAUGAAACUUUAUGCUCCGAACAAGAACUUACCCAAUGACUGUACCGAUUGGACCGUACUCUUUGGUAAGAUCUAUGCUGAUCUACAAGUCCAUUGCCUGGAACGAGGUUUCAUAAAGAACCUAUCGGACGCAGGAAUUGUCGUCGGGAGAGACAUCCUCCGGUACCGGAUUGAGCUGAGAGUCAAGUGCGCGGAUUCCAUGUGGCCUGUAGAAUGGGGCGUUACGCAUGCCACCGAUGACGGGAUCUGGUGGUGGGGAAACGGGUGGGCUGAUGGGCUCACUCCGGACGAGAAGCGUGCGAUCAAGCCUCUGUACGAUGCAUUUGCUCAGUUUGUAGCCGGGGAGACCAUGGAGUGGGCCAAGACGGGCCCUAGAUAUGCUCGAAGACUGACCACUCAGGGCACCAUGGACUUCUGGGAAGACACGCGCUGGGAGGAAGCGCAACAUGUCUGGGAGGCCGUGAAUCCUCCGCAAACCGGCUCCGUGAAGGCCAAACUGUGA
Exophiala bonariae is the source of this 1647-nucleotide messenger RNA. RefSeq lists its product as uncharacterized. The transcript has 2 exons. NCBI's taxonomy places the organism in Eukaryota, Fungi, Ascomycota, Eurotiomycetes, Chaetothyriales, Herpotrichiellaceae. The record is from RefSeq and is a predicted model, not a curated record. Gene Ontology annotation, molecular function: serine hydrolase activity. The coding region runs from base 1 to 1647 and encodes 548 amino acids.